CCCACCAGUAAACAGGCUGGAGCGCCGCUUCGUCCUCGUCUCCGCCACCCUCCCGUCCCGCGCCGUGCCUCCCCUCCACCCACCCAAGCAGCAAGCACGGCAGCCGCCGCCAAGCUACUCCUCGCCAUUGCCCGUCCUGCUCCUGCUCCUCCUCCUCUUCGCAUCAGUUAGCAUCCGAUUCUUUCAUGCCCGGUGGACUGCCGAUCUAAUCCGCCAAUCCGUGACUCCGGCCGGUUCGGGCUCAUCUUUCUCCUUCGUCUCCAUCGCGCGGAGGCUAGAUCUCGGAUGCUGCCGCUGGAGUUGGAAUACGAGGCUCUGGUCAAGCUUAUCUAUCGAAAAGAUUGGGGGUUCAACUCAGCUCCCCAUGCCCGGCGCUAAGCCCGCCCCUGUCGGCCAGGUGUUCGACCAAACUCCCGGGAGAGGGAUCUGUUAUGUUCUUGGCCAAACGACCGCCUUGGUCGUCUCAGAUUAGCCGGUUCUGCGUCCGCCGCGCCAUUUCCUGGAUCAUUUCGUGGAGGAGGGUGUGGUACAGUGGCGGUGGUGAAAAUGCCACACCAGGGACCUCUGGGCGGCUGUCGGAGCUGUUCUGGCCAGUGCGGGUGCACGUCAGUGGCGCUAUUGGGCGUGCUUUGGAACGGGGGAGGUGCUCAGAUUCGGUGGAGCUGGAGCUGGAGAGGCUUCGUGUCGACCUGGAUCCCUUUGUUGUCAACAGGGUGCUCCGGGGUUUGUCAGACUCAGAGACUGCCGUUCGGUUUUACUGGUGGGCAGAGUCUAGGCCGGGAUUUGACCAUACGCAGUUCGCGAUAGCAUACAUUGUGAGCCUGCUGUUUAUAGAUGGUAACUUUUAUCUGCUGUCAGAGUUCCUCGAGAGAGUGAGGAGUCAGGGGGUGGCACUGCAUCGCUCUCUCUAUAGGAUCCUCUUGUCCGGCUAUGUCCGGGCAGGCAAGUUCAAUUCGGUCAUCCAGACUUUUGAUGAGAUGGUUACAUCCGGCUGUCGUGAGUUUGGCGUGGACUACAACAGGUUCAUAGGUGUCAUGGUUAAGAACUGUUGCUUCGAUUUGGUGGACAAGUAUUAUGGCAUGGCACUUGAUAAAGGUUUUUGCUUGACUCCAUUCACUUAUUCAAGAUGGAUAUCUGCACUGUGCCAAUCAGGCAGGAUUGGGCUUGUAGAGGAGCUUCUGGCUGAUAUGGAUAAAUUUGGGUGCUUUCCAGACAUUUGGGCAUGUAAUAUAUAUGUUGACUAUUUGUGUAGACAAAAUAGGUUGCAUGAUGCCUUGAAGAUGGUGGAGAAGAUGGGGAUAAAAGGAACCGAUCCAGAUGUUGUCACAUACACAACAGUUGUUGGUUGUUUAUGUGAUAAUAAGCAGUUCGCAGAAGCAGUCGAGCUUUGGGAAGAAAUGGUGAGGAGGGGCCUUAAGCCUGAUACCAUUGCUUGUGGCGUAUUGAUAUUUGGGUUGUGCAAGAAUGACAAGGUCGAUGAGGCUUUUGAGCUAGCAUUGAGGAUGCUGAGGCUUAAUCUAGAACUCAGUGUAUGUAUUUACAAUGCCCUGAUAAGUGGUUUCUGGAGAUCCGGAAGCAUUGGCAAGGCCUUCAAAAUCAUAUCCUUCAUGCGGAAAAAUGGGUGUGAGCCAGAUGUUGUCACAUAUAAUAUCGUUUUGAAUCAUUACUGUGACACCGGUAUGGUCAAGGAUGCUGAAGACUUGAUGAAGAAGAUGGAAAUGAGUGGGGUAAAUCCUGACCGGUACAGCUAUAAUCAAAUGUUAAAAGGAUUAUGCAAAGCUAAUCAACUGGACAAGGCAUUUGCUUUUGUUGCUGAUCAUAUGGAGGUUGGUGGGUUCUGUGAUAUUGUAUCCUGUAACAUACUGAUUGAUGCAUUUUGCAAGGCAAGAAAGGUAAACUCUGCAUUAAAGCUAUUCAAAGAAAUGAGCUAUAAGGGAAUACAGGCAGAUGCUGUGACAUAUGGAACCCUGAUUAAUGGUCUCUACAGUGUAGGAUAUCACAACUUAGCUGAAGAAACUUUUGAGCAGAUGUCGAAGGCUCAGAUUGUUCCUAAUGUUAAUCUGUACAAUAUUAUGCUCCACAACCUGUGUAAAGCUGGUCAUUUUAAACAAGCUCAGGAAAUUUUCUCGCAGAUGAUUCAAAAGGAAGUAUCGCCAGAUCUUAUUACUUUUAACACACUCAUAUAUUGGCUUGGAAAAAGCUCAAGGGCAAUUGAAGCCCUUGAUCUGUUCAGGGAUAUGAGGACUAGAGGGGUAGAACCUGAUAGCUUGACCUUUAGGUAUUUGAUCAGUGGUCUCCUGGAGGAGGGGAAAGUUACACUGGCUUAUGAGGUAUGGGAAUAUAUGAUGGAGAAUGGUAUCAUUCUUGACAGGGAUGUUUCGGACAGGCUAAUCAAUGUGCUUAAAUCAAAGAACAAGUAGGAGUAACCUUCUGGAGAGCUUUAGCCUCUUCGGGAUCUUUCGCCUGGUUUAUGCUCCCUGAAGCUUCAUAUCAUCAGAGGUCAAAGGCCCGAGUCUCUUCAGUUGCUUCUAAGCUCAUUGCUGUGUUAUUGAACACAGCUUGGCUGAGCGACUUGUUUCAAUGCAUGCAUCAGUGCUGAUGGACCUAACCAGAAAGAAGACCACAAGAGAGACAAUGGGCAAGGCUAGCUUCAGUGAACUAGUGCAAUGUGCUUUAUCAAUAUCAGUAGGUGCCCUGUACUUUGGAGAUGAAGAGUUUUGGCAAUUGCGAACUGGGUUGAAGGUGAAGAGCCUUGAGUUUCAGCAACAGAGUUUGAUAUCCUCCAAAUAGCGAGACCUAAGGAAUUGCUUCGGUGCAACGAGGUUUCCUGCUGAAAAUGUUUGGUCGUACAGAUAAGUAAGACGCUGAUCUGUUGUGCCCAGCUGAACUCAUGGGUGAGGCCAGCAAGGCUUGGGCGGUGGAUAUUGUUUGAUAGGUCGAGGCAAGAGCAAACCAGUGCUAGGACAUAGCUUAUCGUCUGUGGCAAAGCUGCUCGCUGUUGUAAUAUGUACAGGAGAUGAUGCCAGAUCAUUGAAGAUGCUUGUGUUUGUUAUUGAACUGCAGAAGUUUUGAUCUUUAUACGGCCGAGGGGAUUUCAUUCCUCAAUUUUGACAGUGGAAGGAAUUUGUAGUUGGCCAGCAGCUAGCUGCUGAUAAAGAAAAGAAACUGUGUAGGCAGGCUUUACGCCUACUGAUGUUGGAUCUGUUUGUUGUACAGUACUAUAUGUGUUGGGAAACAUGAAGACGAUCGGAACUAAGGUGGUACUAGCUAGUUUGCAUGAAUUCUGAAGCUUUGCUAAA
Messenger RNA from Panicum virgatum (switchgrass), 3299 nucleotides. Its product is annotated as pentatricopeptide repeat-containing protein At1g13040, mitochondrial-like. The record is from RefSeq and is a predicted model, not a curated record. The transcript has 2 exons. Gene Ontology annotation, molecular function: protein binding. NCBI's taxonomy places the organism in Eukaryota, Viridiplantae, Streptophyta, Magnoliopsida, Poales, Poaceae. Bases 432 to 2420 code for a protein of 662 amino acids.